Messenger RNA from Triticum turgidum subsp. durum (durum wheat), 4242 nucleotides. NCBI's taxonomy places the organism in Eukaryota, Viridiplantae, Streptophyta, Magnoliopsida, Poales, Poaceae. The record is from the annotation of a GenBank genome assembly.
AUGUCCUUACCGCUAUCCGGCCACCGUACCAUCCUCCUUCUCAUCCUCAUCGAGCUCCUAGUCCCGCUCCGGUGCGCGGGGGAGUCGGCGACGUGCCUUGCCGUGUACCGCGAGGGCGGCGCGCCCGCGGUGUACCAGUCCGCGCACUGCUCCCGCUGGACCAUCCUCUCCGACGGCGAGGGAGAUGGGGACAAGGGCUCCUCCCCCCCGCAGCCGAGGAGGUGCCAUGUGGCGGCUCACCGUGGCCGCCGCCGCUCCCAGGAGGACCGCGCCGUCUGCGCGCUCGGCAUCCGCAUCCCCUUCAUAGAGCAAAUGAGGAUUAAAGAGGUGGAUGUAGGAGUGAUGGCAAUAUUUGAUGGUCAUAAUGGAGAUGAGGCCAGUGAGAUGGCUUCUAAGCUCUUACUGGAGUACUUGUUGCUUCAUGUUUAUUUUCUUCUUGAUGGUAUAUACUCCAUCAUGUUCAGAAACUCAACUGGAAAGCUGACACAUAAGGAAGUUACUAUUCUUAACAGUGUUCUUAACCUGUACAAAGAGGAUCAGUCCAAUCACGGCCAGAGGUCAUGUUGGACAUCACCCACUAUUCUAGAUCGAUCUUUUCACAUGGAAAUUCUGAAGGAAUCAUUAUUGAGGGCAGUUCAGGAUAUUGACCUAACAUUCUCCAAGGAAGAAACAAUAAUCAGAAAGCUUCCAUUAUCAGGGAAACGGAGAAGAAAGAGAAACUCUAGCAAUCAUGAGGACUUUGCUUUGGCAAACUAUGGUGGACCACUUUACAAUGUAAAGGAGUUAACCAGGGACCAUCAUCCGGAUAGAGAGGAUGAGAGAAGGCGUGUAGAAGCUGCUGGUGGUUAUGUUCUUGAGUGGGCUGGUGUAUACCGUGUUAAUGGGUGCACUGAACAUUCCAUUUGGUCUACUAACUUGGGCCACAAGACAGCCUCUCAAAAUAGUGCACCAGUUCCAGGCAACGAGAUAAGAGCUGAUCAAUUGGAAUUUACUCAUAGAACCGCUGCACAAUUCUCUGAGGAUGGCUUGUGCGCCCAGAUGGUUAGGGACUGGGAAGGGGAGUGGAGAGCAAACGAGGAACACCGACUUGAAGUUGAGAUCUUGUGGAGCAAGGCACUGGGGCUUCAUGUUACAAGUGAGAUGCAGGGAUGGCCCAUCUGUCGCAUAGGAUGGGUAGGGAGAGACCAACCUGAGACAGAAGGGUAUGGUGUAAUAUCGACACCUGAACUGACAGGGUGGCAGCUUCUGUCAGCAAACGAUAGCUUUCUUAUUGCCUCCUCUGAUGGUGUCUUUGAGAAAAUGAGUAUGCAAGAUGUUUGCGACAUGAUGCUGUAUGCAAAAUAUGGUGUUAACCAGGAUUUUGAACCCCUUGCUGUCAUGCAACAGAAUUUGGCGGAUUUUAUAGUUCAUCUUGCUUUACAGAAAGGCACAACAGACAAUGUAGCAGCUGUGGUUGUUCCAUUGGGAUCUCCUAGUAGCUCUGGAGCUAGAAUAGAAGAUUGGCACCAUCUUGAAGAAAAUUCAGUGACAUCUGUUUUGCCUUUACAGACCAUUCCAUACCAACACAAGUCAGACGAUGGGGUUAGUUCAGCUGUUAUUGAAAUGGAGUAUUUCAAGCGCUCAUCGGCAAAGUUCCAGAGAUUCUUGGUUGAUGCAAAGCUUAAGAGACUCGGUUGUUUCUACUUAUCUGAGAGUCUUGAUGAAGACAUGGACUUUAUAUUUAGGGUACCCAAGGACUAUCAGCAUGAAGGAGUCCAUGACUUCAAUCACAUGGCAACUGAAAAUGUGUUAUCUUCUGAUGUUGUAAAAAUUUUCUACAUUGGGGUACAGGAAAUCUUGAAAAAUACAAGGACAGAAACUUUUGCUGGCACCUUGUCCAUCAAGAUGAUGAAAUGGGACGGUGUACUAGUCCUGAAGGGUGAUGACGAGUGCAAUACAUCUAUUACUUUUCCAAAUGAAGAACCACACGUGAUAACGAGUGCAAUACAUCUAUUACUUUUCCAAAUGAAGAACCACACGUACAAGCUGAAGAGAAGAUUUGAUCGCGGUUCAUAUGGUGAAGUCUGGUUGGCAUUUCGUUGGAACUGCUCUGAUGAUGUAGAUGUACAUAAAGAUCCUUCCCACUUUAGCACUAUACUUACACCAGACUCAUAUAAUUGCACAAGUUCAAACACAACAUCGUCAUCUGAUGAAAAUCAUGGCUCAGACAUGAUAGAUGGUGAUUUAUUCAUAUUGAAGCGCAUAAUGGUGGAAAGAGGAAAUGCUGCUUACUUGAGUGGAUUGCGGGAGAAGUAUUUUGGAGAAUUAUUUUCAAAUGCUUCAAAAACUCUUGAAGUUUUGUCAAGGAUGGAAUCAUCAUCUGCAACGUUUCCGAUGGACAUGCAAUUCAUUGAGUAUACCUUUCCAGAACAGAACAUCUCAGCUGUUGAAGAAUCACUGAAGCAUGUGGCUAGGUUUAUAGAAUCUUUUGAAUCAGAAUCAAGGGAAAUAUGGCUUGUGUACCGCAAUGAAGGCCGCUCAUUGUCAAAAUUGUUAUAUGCUGCUGAAGAAACAAAGUUAGUUACUGGUGAUGAUAAUGAGAGGGUCAGAUAUAUUCAAGUUCUGCAACCAUCAAAGUGGUGGUAUUGGUUAAGGACUACUAAAGCUGGGCAAACGCAAAUGCAAAACCUCUUAUGGCAACUGCUGAUGGGUCUGAAGGCAUGUCAUGAUCGUAACAUCACUCACAGGGAUAUUAAACCUGAGAACAUGAUCAUCUGCUUUGAGGAUUUGAAGACGGGAAAAUGUUUAAGAGAGAUUCCAUCUGAAGCAACGGAAAACAAGCUGAACAUGCGUCUUAUUGACUUCGGCAGUGCCAUUGAUGAUUUCACUUUGAAGCAUCUUUAUGGUUCAGGGCCUACUCGGUCUGAGCAGACUUUUGAAUACACUCCUCCAGAGGCACUCCUUAAUUCAAGCUGGUUUCAGGGAUCAAAAAGUGCAAGACUUAAAUAUGAUAUCUGGAGUGUUGGAGUUGUCAUGCUGGAGUUGAUAGUUGGUUCUCCACAUGUUUUCCAGAUAAGUGACCGUGCACGUAUUUUAAUGGAUCAACGCCUUGAAGGGUGGAGUGAGGAAACAAAGGAGCUUGCAUACAAGUUGAGGUCUUACAUGGAACUGUGCAUUUUAGUACCGGGGAUUUCUACGCAGCAGCAAGGCAGCAUUAAUUCCGAACGGGGCCACGGCGGGUUAGCUUCUUGGAAAUGCUCUGAAGAAUCAUUUGCCCGUCAAGUGAAAAUCCUAGACCCUCUUAAAAUGGGGUUGUUGCUACAUGAUGUGAAAAACCGUAGCAGUUAUGAAAUAUCUCCGUCAGGAAAGUUCAAUUACUAUGCAUGUAGAAAUGGAGUAGGAAUCUUGAUCAACAAGAGCCUCAAGUAUGGAGUGGUGGACGUCAAGAGGCAAGGAGAACAGAUUAUCCUUGUCAAGCUGAUAGUUGGGGACUUAGUUCUCAAUGUUAUCAGCAUGUAUGCCUCGCAAGUAGGCCACAAUGAGAGCACCAAAAGGGAGUUUUGGGAAGGCCACGAGAACAUGGUUAGUAGUGUACCUAUUAGCAAGAAGUAUGUGGUGGGGGACCUCAAUGUCCAUGUGGGUACAUCUAACAUAUGUUUUGAAGGGGUGCAUGAGGGCUUUGGCUAUGACAUCAGGAAUCAAGGAGAUGUCUUAAGAUUUACUCUAGCCUACGACAUUAUGCGGGAUAAGCACGCCAAAGUCGCUAUAACAAAGUGGUGGAAUCUCAAGGGGGAAGCAACUCAAGCUUUUAAGGAGAGGAUUAUUAAGGAGUACCCUUGGGAGGAAGAAGGUGAUGCAAACAAUAUGUGGAUGAAGAUGGCGAAUUGCAUUCGUAAGGUGGCUUCAGAGGAGUUUGGGGUGACCAGACGAAGUAGAUGCAAAGCUAAAGAUACCUGGUGGUGGAACAAUGAUGUCCAAAAGACUGUUAAGGAGAAGAAAAUCUGUUUCAGAUGCCUACACCUGGAUAGGAGUGCAGACAACAUAGAGAAGUACAAUGUGGCAAAGAAGGCCGUGAAGCAAGCUGCGAGUGAAGAAAUGGGUCAGGCAUAUGAGAACCUCUACCAGCGCUUAGACACGAAGGAAGGAAGGGACAUCUAUAAGAUGUCAUUGUCCCAGACACGGAACCGUCGCGUCCAAAUCGAACACCGCGUGAAGGAGGAGCCAUCGUCCCCGCCGCAAAACCUCGAUGUCUACAUCGAAUGA